CAGUCAGUGCAUGUACAGUCAUAAAAUUCUAACAUGCAAAGACUCGUCCACGCGUAUUUUCCACCCUCCUUUCGUCGACUGUGAAUAGAGAAGUGAAACAUUAAGAGAGGCAAAAAAAAACGUGAUCUCGGGACAGACGCAUUUCUGAAACGGGGGGGAGAGAGAAGAGUCUGCAACUUCUCUUUGUAAACUUUUCCCAAACACUGUUGCAAAAUGGUAAAGAAAAGAGAUGACGAGACUCAAAGUGAUUCCAGCCCUCCCGAGAAGGCAGUUCCGAGGCUCUGUGGAACCAACUACCCACUCAGUAUUUGUUUUGUGGUUGUGAAUGAAUUCUGUGAACGCUUCUCCUUCUAUGGAAUGAAAGCUGUCCUGACACUCUACUUCACAAACUUUCUACAUUGGGAUGAGGAUCUAUCCACGGCCAUCUACCAUGCCUUCAGUGGAGUUGCUUUUUUCACACCAGUUAUAGGAGCCCUUAUAGCUGACUCCUGGCUGGGAAAGUAUAAGACCAUCACCUUCCUGUCCAUUGUGUACAUCAUUGGUCAUGUGGUGAAGUCGCUUGGAGCUAUUCCAACUGUGGGUGGUCACACCAUUCACGUGGUCUUGUCUCUGUUCGGUCUCUUCCUUAUUGCAGUGGGUACAGGUGGAAUCAAGCCCUGUGUAGCAGCUUUUGGUGGCGACCAGUUUGAGAAGGAACAGACCGUGGAGCGAAGAAGGUUCUUUUCCUUCUUCUAUCUGUCUAUUAAUGCAGGAAGCUUACUGUCUACCAUCAUCACUCCCAUACUUCGAGCUGAAGUGACAUGUUUUGGUGGUGAGUGUUACGCUCUAGCUUUUGGUGUUCCUGCUGCCCUCAUGGUGAUAGCAUUAGUCAUUUUCCUGUCUGGCAGUGGUAUGUACAAAAAGCUUCCUCCACAGGGCAAUAUGUUGGUUGAAGUUUGUAAGUGUAUUGGGUUUUCAAUUCACAAUCGGUGGAAACAUCGCUCCAGCACUUAUCCCAAGAGGGAACAUUGGCUUGACUGGGCAACUGAAAAGUAUCCAAAGCAGUUGAUCAAAGAAAUUAAGAUGGUUUCCCAAGUUCUCUUCCUCUAUCUCCCCCUCCCAAUGUUCUGGGCACUUUUUGAUCAGAUGGGAUCACGAUGGACUCUGCAGGCCACCAGAAUGAAUGCUGACUUUGGUGGAUUUAUCAUACAACCUGAUCAGAUGCAGACAAUUAACGCCCUUUUGAUAGUUAUUUUGAUUCCAGUCUUCGAUAUGGGCAUUUAUCCACUCCUUGCGAAAUGUAAAAUUAACUUGACGCCCCUGAGGCGAAUGACAAUUGGAAUGAUCCUAGCUGCACUCUCAUUUAUCGCUGCAGCUAUUGUGGAGCUGCAGGUGCAGAACACUCUGGUCCCUGAGCCUCGUGUUAAUGAAAGCCAUGUUCAGUUCCUAAACCUGGCCGAUAAAAAUGUUAGCAUCAUUCUCCAGGAACAAAAUGGUUUCCGAACCACGGUGGCACCUUCUCAGGAUCCAGAUGGUUAUAUCAAGCUACAGCUUAAUUCUAAAAAUGACUCGUUCAGCUUUGAUUUGAACUACGAAGGCAGCAGCACAGUUUGCAUCCAAACUCUCAAUGAGACUUCAGCAUACAGCAUUCUACUCUAUAAAGAGGGUACAAACCUGGAUUGCAGAUUGCUGGAAGAUGAGAAGUCCAAACCAGAGAAUGGAAAAGCCACCCUGAGAAUUGUAAAUGCCUACAAAACAGAAUUAAACUUCACACUAGGCAACGAGGAAUUUGGGACCGUGGAUGCUAACUACAGCAGCUCUGCUUACAAAGUGGUGACACGAGGACGCUACCAGGGACAGUGUACGGUUGGUACGAUGAAAUAUGAUGUGGAUCUGGGACUGUUAGACUUUGGAGCAGCAUACACCAUCAUUGUGGAUGUAAUACCCAAUGAAAACAAGUUGAAGAUCUGGAAGACCGAAGAUAUCAAAGCAAAUGUAAUUCAUAUUGCGUGGCAAAUCCCGCCAUAUGUGCUGAUGUCCGCUGGUGAAGUAAUGUUCUCCAUUACUGGGGUGGAGUUCUCCUACUCUCAGGCUCCUAUCAACAUGAAGUCUGUGCUGCAGUCUGGCUGGCUGCUGACGGUGGCCUUCGGCAAUAUCAUUGUUGUUAUUGUGGCCAAGUCAGCAUUCAUGGAACAGUGGGAAGAAUUUGUGCUCUUUGCCUGCCUGCUGAUUGCUGUCUCCAUCAUAUUCUCCAUCAUGGCUUACUUCUACACCUAUAUCGGUACGGAAGAGCAGGCCAUUGUUGCUGAGGAAACAGUCGACAUCUCCUCACAACCACUGUGCACAAACAUCUCCCUCAACACAGUCAACAAGAGCAAUAUUUAGAGAUCAACUUCCUGCCCCACUUACCCCCAGCACCCCCAUCUCAAUGUCUCUGAUUUAUCUGGCUGAUCUUCUGUAAAAAUUGGACUCAGACUUGUACCAAAAGUGAUCUUUAUAUAAAGACUGAAAUGUCCCAGGGAGGGGAAUUGAGAGUAGAUUUGGAGGAAGGGAGUGGAGAGGAUUGGUGGUUUAGGAAUGUCAGUAAAUAGGAAAGAUAUGAAGGAAUUCAUUUGUACCAUGCAGAAUCCAGUCACUACGUUACAAGUAUGUGAUUACACUGAAAGGGGAGAUCACUGAGGUUGCUGUCAGGACCUCUGCUUUUGACCAUGAGGGAAUAUUACCUGGACAAGAUGAUGUUUUAUUUGGACAAAAAAAGAGAUGUAUUGCCAGUGUACAUGGUUAGAGGCUUGGAUAGAUGGAAUUUGGGGGCUAGUUUCUUUAGCAGAGAGGCCACUUACUCUGUAGAGGAAAUCAACUUUAAUCAAUUAAUAAGAUCAAGGAUCACUUUUAUUCAUCAUAUACUGUAUAUUUUCAAGUAUUAGGAAUUUGCUGUGCUGUGCAGGUCAGGCCACAACAUUCAAUAAUUAUAAAUAAUUAUAUAAAGAUGAAAUUAGAGGUUGAAGUGGAAUACAAUGUCUACAAACAUAUAAAUGUCAGCAUGUAUUUACAAUGUAAACUGCAUUAUAACAAGUGCUUUAAAGUGAUUACAGUGCAGUGAUAGGAGUAAUAGAGUGGGUUGGGGUUGCUAACUAGAAUGGUUCAUCAGAUUAACUACUUUGGGGAAGAAACAUUUAAAAUGGCACGAUGUUUUUGUUUUAAAACUUUAAAUACAGCUUAAAGAUCUUGUUUUAAUUGGUUAAAUAAUUGUAAUAAUUUUAAUAAUUUAAUGAUCAGGAUUGUAAGUGGUGACAUAUGCACUCUGUUAAUAAAAUUUACUUUGUACUUCG
This is a messenger RNA of Hypanus sabinus (Atlantic stingray), 3308 nucleotides long. It is a transcript of the gene slc15a2, whose product is annotated as solute carrier family 15 member 2. Gene Ontology annotation, cellular component: membrane. The coding region runs from base 214 to 2364 and encodes 716 amino acids. Gene Ontology annotation, biological process: oligopeptide transport; transmembrane transport. The transcript is spliced from 23 exons. The record is from RefSeq and is a predicted model, not a curated record. Lineage: Eukaryota; Metazoa; Chordata; Chondrichthyes; Myliobatiformes; Dasyatidae. Gene Ontology annotation, molecular function: dipeptide transmembrane transporter activity.